This is a messenger RNA of Solanum verrucosum, 1917 nucleotides long. Its product is annotated as D-2-hydroxyglutarate dehydrogenase, mitochondrial. Gene Ontology annotation, molecular function: catalytic activity; FAD binding. NCBI's taxonomy places the organism in Eukaryota, Viridiplantae, Streptophyta, Magnoliopsida, Solanales, Solanaceae. Gene Ontology annotation, cellular component: mitochondrion. The record is from RefSeq and is a predicted model, not a curated record. Bases 71 to 1798 code for a protein of 575 amino acids. The transcript is spliced from 15 exons.
AGCAAAAAGGGGGCAAAAUGAUUACUGUUUCAUUAAUUAAGGAAGCAGAAGAGUGAAGGCAGUUGCAGAAAUGGAGGACUGGAAAUCGACCUACCGUUUACUUACACACUGCAAACACUUUUUUCAUCGCCGAUUGAGCCCUAAUUUUCACAAUUCUAAGCCAUUUUGCACCUCAGGUUCAAGGUAUCAUUGUAGCCAACCUUCUGAGUUGGUAAAACCUUAUAUUGGUAAUUACCAACAAGAAUUUCAAACAUUUAAACAUCUCCAGGUAUCUCUGGGUACGAAUCCAUGGAACAGAUGCAGAAACCAGUAUAGAUGUUUUGCUUCUCAGGCCACCAUUAUUCAAAGAAGACCAGAUUUUUCAACAAUUAGUUCAGAAGACUUGAGCUAUUUCAAAAAUAUAUUAGGGGAAAGAGGGGUGGUUCAAGAUGAAGAGACACUCGAUGCUGUGAACACGGAUUGGAUGAGGAAAUACAAGGGCACCAGUAAACUUAUGCUCCAACCUCGGACAGCAGAGGAGGUAUCUCAGAUUCUUAAAUAUUGCAAUUCCAGGUGCCUGGCUGUUGUUCCACAAGGGGGGAAUACGGGUCUUGUGGGAGGAAGUGUUCCUGCUUUUGAUGAGGUGAUUGUCAGUACUAGUCAUAUGAAUAAAAUCAUUUCUUUUGACAAGGUUAGUGGCAUACUGGUUUGUGAGGCAGGAUGCAUUUUGGAAAACCUCAUCGCUUUUCUUGAUAACCAAGGGUUUGUUAUGCCACUAGAUUUAGGUGCUAAAGGAAGCUGCCAAAUUGGUGGAAACGUCUCAACUAAUGCUGGUGGUUUGCGACUUCUCCGCUAUGGUUCACUGCAUGGCAGUGUGCUUGGUCUUGAAGUGGUUUUAGCAAAUGGAACGGUGCUUGAUAUGCUGGGCACUUUACGGAAAGAUAACACUGGAUAUGACUUGAAACAUUUAUUUAUAGGGAGUGAAGGAUCCUUGGGUAUUGUAACGAAGGUUUCCAUUUUUACUCCUCCAAAGUUGUCCUCUGUAAAUGUAUGCUUUCUUGCUUGUAAAGAUUAUGCAAGCUGCCUGAAACUUUUGUUAGAGGCAAAGAGGAAACUUGGGGAAAUUCUUUCUGCAUUUGAAUUCCUUGAUCAUGGCGCAAUGGAUCUGCAUUAUCUGUUAUGUUACGUGGAGCAGGUCCUGAAACAUCUAGAAGGUGUCCGUAAUCCAUUUCCUUCCUCAAUGCAUAACUUUUAUGUUCUGAUUGAGACAACUGGCAGCAGUGAAUCUUAUGAUAGAGAGAAACUAGAUGCCUUCUUGCUUCACUCAAUGGAAAAUGACUUGAUAAGUGAUGGAGUUGUUGCACAAGAUAUAACUCAGGCAUCUUCUUGCUGGCAUAUUCGUGAGGGUAUUCCUGAAGCUUUGAUGAAGGCAGGAGGUGUAUAUAAAUAUGAUUUGUCAAUACCAGUUGAAAAGAUGUAUGAUCUUGUUGAGGAAAUGGGAGUCCGACUUGGUGCUUCAGCAAAAGUAGUCGCUUAUGGUCACCUUGGGGAUGGAAACUUACAUCUUAAUAUCUCAACUCCUCAGUAUGAUGAUAAGAUUUUAUCACAGAUUGAGCCAUUCGUUUAUGAAUGGACUUCUAAGCACAAAGGGAGUAUUAGUGCCGAACAUGGCCUUGGACUGAUGAAAGCCAAUAAAAUCCAUUACACCAAGUCACCUGAAACUGUGCAACUGAUGGCCAACAUUAAGAAGCUACUGGACCCUAAUGGAAUUCUGAACCCAUAUAAAGUUCUCCCGCCUUCUCUUUUUACAAAAAACUGAGGUGACUAGUUCAGAUUUCCAUACUAAUUUUAGUACUCUCUACUUGUAUCACUGAAUAAAACAGUAGCUUGAUAUCUCGUACUAUUUCAGAUUUAUACAGAAUGAACCUCUCCUUAGUU